AUGUCAAUGCCACUGCAUCGUGGCAUCUCCGGUGUACGAGUUUCCGACAGCAGUGACGACUUGAGAGACUCGCAAAUGAAGGACAAAACAGAGAAGGAAGAUUUGGUCCGAGGCCGGUCCACGGAUAACAACAACAGCAACAGCAACACUCACUUAACCUUGAGGUUUCCUUUUAGUUUCCUCUUCAGCAGCAACCAAGCUUCUUCGAAACACGGCGAAAACGCUUUCCUCGCAGAUCCUUACACCGCGAGGAGCAGACACAGACUGGUGCUGAUGUUUCUCAAGUUCAGUUUGGUUUUCAUCGUGGUGGCUGCUCUCGCUGGAUCUCUCUGGUGGACGGUUUCCAUAUCGACCUCGUCGAGAGGUCAUGUAUAUCACAACUAUAGGAGAUUACAGGAGCAGCUUGUUUCAGACUUGUUGGAUAUUGGGGAGAUUUCUAUUGGUCCUAGUAGGUGGAAAGAGUUGGAGUAUUGUACUGUAGAAUCCGAGACUUACGUUCCUUGCUUUAAUGUUUCCGAGAAUCUCGCGCUGGGAUACUCCAAUGGUGAUGAGAACGAUCGGUUUUGUGGGCCUGGGUCGAAGCAGGACUGUUUGGUGUUACCACCGGUUAAGUAUCGGGUUCCUCUUAGGUGGCCUACUGGUAAAGAUGUCAUCUGGUAUCAUAACGUCAAGAUUAACGCUCAAGAAGUGUUGUCCUCUGGUAGUUUAACCAAAAGGAUGAUGAUGAUGGAUGACGAUCAGAUAUCUUUCCGUUCUGCAUCUAUGUUUGAUGUCUUGGAUAUUGGAUGUGGUUAUGGUAGCUUUGGAGCACAUCUACUCUCCAAACAGAUAUUAACCAUGUGCAUAGCAAACUACGAAGCAUCAGGCAGCCAAGUUCAGCUAACACUUGAGAGGGGUCUACCUGCAAUGAUUGGUUCUUUCAUGUCAAAGCAGUUGCCGUAUCCUUCUCUCUCCUUUGAUAUGUUGCAUUGCUCAAGCUGUGGCAUCGACUGGGACCAGAAAGACGGGCUUCUCCUUGUAGAAGUGGACAGGGUUCUGAAGCCUGGAGGUUACUUUGUGUGGACAUCUCCGCUCACAAACGCUCGUAACAAGGAGGAUCUUAAAAGAUGGAACUUUGUUCAUGAUUUUGCUGAAAGCAUCUGUUGGAAACUUUUAUCUCAGCAGGACAAGACAGUUGUCUGGAAAAAGACAAUCAACACUAAAUGUUACAGUUCCCGAAGUCCUGGGGUGGGGCCUUCAGUGUGUAGCAAAGGGCACGACGUAGAGUCUCCUUAUUACAGGCCGCUUGAGAUGUGUAUUGGUGGAACUCGUAGCCGGAGGUGGAUUCCCAUUGAAGCCAGGAAAAGAUGGCCUAGCCGGUCUAACAUGAACAAGACUGAACUUUCACUAUAUCGUAUUCACCCGGAUGAGCUUGGAGAAGACGCUGAGAACUGGAAACUAACAGUAAGAGAAUACUGGUCUCUCUUGUCUCCUCUGAUAUUCUCUGAUCAUCCCAAGAGACCCGGCGAUGAAGAUCCGUCGCCGCCUUAUAACAUGCUCAGAAACGUUUUGGACAUGAAUGCUCAGUUCGGCGGUCUCAAUUCCGCGUUGCUGCAAGCAAGGAAAUCGGUCUGGGUCAUGAAUGUCGUCCCUACCGCUGGACCUAACCACCUCCCGAUGAUCCUCGACCGUGGCUUUGUCGGAGUUUUGCACGACUGGUGUGAAGCCUUCCCGACAUACCCGAGAACAUAUGACCUGGUGCACGCAGACAAUCUUUUGACGCUUCAGACAAGUCAGCGCCGAGGCACAUGCUCGCUCCUGGUUAUACUCACUGAGAUUGACCGAUUGCUUCGCCCAGAGGGAUGGGUGAUAAUCCGGGACACGGCGCAGCUGGUGGAAGCGGCUAGAGCUUUGACGACGCAGUUGAAGUGGGAGGCUCGAGUCAUUGAGGUUGAAAGCAGCAGUGAACAGAGACUUCUCAUCUGCCAAAAACCUUUCUCCAAGCGACUAUCAAUCUGA
Molecule: messenger RNA, 1998 nt
Organism: Thlaspi arvense
Lineage: Eukaryota; Viridiplantae; Streptophyta; Magnoliopsida; Brassicales; Brassicaceae
Source: the annotation of a GenBank genome assembly